UAAAGGAUUAAUGCAGGGGAGAGGCUGAUUCUUUUAACUGUAUUGUUCACACUUGGCGAAAAGAAACAAGCCACAUUAGCAAGAAGUUGUUUUGAUGGUACUUGCAUCUGCACAAUUGGUGUAUUUUCCCGAAUGCCAUAUUCCUUUUCUGCAGGAGGAGCCCAUUGAUAAGACCAGGCACUGGGGUGAUCUGGAGGAAGAGGAGGAGGAGGAGGAGGAAGAAGAAGAAGUAGAGGAGCAGAUUGAGGAGGAGGAGUUAGAGGAUGGCAUUCAAUCUGUAGAUAGUCUCUCAAGUACUCCUACUGGCAUUGAGACACCUGAUGUUAUUGAUCUUCGCAAGCAGCAAAGAAAGGAGCCUGAAAGGCCUCUUUAUCAAGUACUCGAGGAAAGAGAAGAGAGGAUUGCACCAGGGACUCUACUUGGAACAACACACACGUACGUGGUUAACACCGGUACGCAAGACAAAACAGGAGCUAAAAGAGUAAGUUGAGAAUGGAUAUGUACAUUUCUGAUAAGAUAGAGGAAUGAGUAUUUGCGUCUGUUUGUGUGAAUUUAUAGAUGGUUCAUGAAAAGGCUAAACAGAUCUGUAAUAGCAGAAAAUAGGACUAGUGAUCGAUUUGAAUAUGGAGCUGAAUUACUUUAGAUUUGUACUGGUUUUUGCUCAUGGAGAUCUUUUGUGGAUCUAUUGGAAGAUCCUACUAUUGUCCGUUAGAGAGAUGAGAUAAUCCCUAUUGAUAGCUUAUAUGGUUAAAAUGAUGGUUGUCCUCCAAAAAUUAGACAUGUAUUGCUAUGCCUGUGACAAUGAUGUUAAUCCAUAAAAUUAGAUUCUACUGAACCAUGGGCCACUCCUAGAGUUUUUCAAUGGACUGAUUCCAUCAUUAGCAAAAAGUGACUGAUUGGACUGUACAUGUUUCUGAGAGUGUUGAUUGCUCUGGGCAGCAGUAGC
Molecule: messenger RNA, 946 nt
Organism: Carica papaya (papaya)
Lineage: Eukaryota; Viridiplantae; Streptophyta; Magnoliopsida; Brassicales; Caricaceae
Source: RefSeq, a predicted model, not a curated record